AGGAGCUCAUGCAGUGGCAGAAGGACGAGAAGACCUUGGCCAGGAAGUGCGCUUAUGCAAUCGUGAUGGACAUGCUUGCGCUGCUGAAAACUCUGCCAACCGUCGUCGACAUACACGUGCCAGACGACAGACGGAUUACGGUGUGCGGAGACGUCCAUGGGCAAUAUUACGAUCUUCUGAACAUCUGGAAGAUCAACGGGAAUCCCGCAGAGGACAACCCUUACGUCUUCAACGGGGAUUUCGUGGACCGUGGAUCUUUCUCGAUUGAGGUAAUACUGAUUAUGUUCGCGUGGAAACUGUUUUGCCCCACCUGCAUCAAUCUCUCCCGAGGCAACCACGAGACGAGAAACAUGAACAAGCUCUACGGUUUCGAGGGCGAGGUCACCAAGAAGUACGACGAGGACCUCUACCAGCUCUUUUGCGAGGCGUUCUGUGUAUUGCCCCUGUGCCAUUGCAUCAACAGCAAGAUUUUUAUUGUGCAUGGAGGCCUCAGGGCCCUUUGCUGCGAUCGUCAGCCUCAUGCCCUCCAUCUUCCCUCCCUGCCUGCCUGUCUCGACUUCUGUUUCCACUUGCCCUCCCCCUCUCCCUCCACCUCUCCAUCUCCCCUUCUCUCUCUCUGUCUCUGUCUCUUUCUCUGCCUCUGCCUGUCUGUGUCUCUCUCUCUCUCUCCCUCUCCCUCUCCCCAUCUCUCUGGAUCUCUCUGUCUCUCUGACCGCCUCUCUGUUUCUGCCUCUCCUUCCCUCUGUCUGUCAGUUUUCCUGCUUCCCUGCCUGUCUGACCAUCAGUAUGCCUGUCGGUCGGUCGGUCGGUCGGUCGGUCGGUCCGUCUGUCUGUCUGUCGGUCGGUCGGUCGGUCUGUCUGUCUGUCGGUCUGUCAGUCGGUCUGUCUGUCUGUCUGUGUGUCUGCGUGUCCGUGUGUUUGUGUGUCUGUGUGUCUGUGUCCGUGUGUCUGUCUGUCUGUCUGUCUGUCUGUCUGCCUGUCGGUCUGUCCGUCCGUCCGUCCGUCCGUCCGUCCGUCCGUCCGUCGGUCGGUCGGUCGGUCUGUCGGUCGGUCUGUCUGUGUGUCUGUCUGUCUGUCUGUCUGUCUGUCUGUCUGUCUGUCUGUCUCUCCCCCUCUCUCCCUAUCUCUCCCUUUCUCCCUUUCUCUCUCUGCGGCCCUGGCGGGACACGGCCGCACCAGCCUAG
Molecule: messenger RNA, 1184 nt
Organism: Prorocentrum cordatum
Lineage: Eukaryota; Dinophyceae; Prorocentrales; Prorocentraceae
Source: the annotation of a GenBank genome assembly